Coturnix japonica (Japanese quail) is the source of this 3740-nucleotide messenger RNA. The record is from RefSeq and is a predicted model, not a curated record. Lineage: Eukaryota; Metazoa; Chordata; Aves; Galliformes; Phasianidae.
GUGCCGUGCCGCUGUUGGGAUGCGGCCAGGGCUUUGUGUGCAGCUCCGGGUCGCACCGAGCUCGUUCACUUGUAGCGCUUCCUUUGUGUGCGGAGUUUCCCACCCCGCGGCCGUUUCCCACCGCCGUCCGAUCCCGGCCGUGUUUGCUGCCGUCUCCGAUCCGCCCGUUCAAACGGCGUUGCCAUCUUGCAAAGAAAGGCUUUGAAAUACUCGUUCUCUCGGGAGUUGGGGAUUUGCUGCUGCCAGAGAUUGGGAUCGCGGCUCCGGCCGUCGGAUCAGAAUCUCCUGCGUGGCUGGGAACGAGCAGAUCGACCGAGAUAAGCACCUGCCGCCCUCCCCAUCUCUGCAGCGCUCUGAUCAAGCCCCGAGCAGGAGCUGCGGAGCCAGCACAGCAACCGGGGUGAUGUGUUUGUUGGGUGGCAGAACGGAGCAGGAGGAGGGGAUGCUCCUUUGGGGGCAAAGCAGGAGAGGGGUGAAAACAAGAGCCAAUAUGAACGUGGGAACAGCACACAGCGAGGUGAACCCCAACACCCGCGUGAUGAACAGCCGGGGCAUCUGGCUGUCCUACAUCCUUGGCAUUGGGCUGCUGCACGUCGUGCUCCUGAGCAUCCCCUUCUUCAGCGUCCCCGUGGUUUGGACUCUUACCAACAUCAUUCACAACAUGAGCAUGUACAUCUUCCUACACACGGUGAAAGGAACCCCUUUUGAGACGCCAGACCAGGGCAAGGCGAGGCUGCUCACGCACUGGGAGCAGAUUGACUAUGGCGUGCAGUUCACAGCAUCCCGCAAGUUCCUGACCAUCAUGCCCAUCGUGCUGUAUUUUCUAACCAGCUUUUACACCAAGUACGACCGGAUACACUUCGUCAUCAACACCAUCUCCCUGAUGAGCGUCCUGAUCCCCAAACUGCCUCAGUUCCAUGGAGUGCGGAUCUUUGGGAUCAACAAGUACUGAAGCAGAUGGAGGAGCAGUGGAGCUCAUGGAGGUUCCUCCUCCCUGCUCCCGUCCCCCCCCUGCCCACACACACUGGGAUAGUUUCACAGCAGCUGUUUUAAACGCAGUACCCAAUAGACAUACACCGCAUGCUGGAUCCUCAUGCCCAAUAAACCUAAAGAAGCUCCAGAGUAGAGUUUAGCCAGGAGCAGGAUGCUGGGCUUCUUUUAUUCCAGCAUCAUCAUUAGAUGCAGAUACACCGAGACUCCAAGGUACAACGAGGAUGAAUCGUGGGAAGGUUUUCAUCUAUCCCAGAUGCGAUGAGAACAGGGGUGAGGGGGAAAGCUUUUAGUGCUGGUACUAUUGCUGUGGUAAAUGCACUUUAACAUUACUUCCCUUUCUGAAGCUUUGGUGCUUUAAAGCGAUCCGCGGGGAAAUGGAAAGGGACGCAGCCAAACUCUCCCAUUAUUUGAUGGUUUCGGGUUUUGGUUCCAUUUCUUGGGCAGAGGAAGAGAAGGGAGGGGAACAGAAUGACACAGUUUGAUGUCGAAAGCUUUUAUGGCACCGAGGAAGGAAGCUGUUCUACUCAAAGCAGUAGAGGAAAGAAGAAACAGGCUGCGCUUUGAGACGACUGUCUGCUCCCUUCGGAACCAUCCAUCUGGGUCAGGGGAAGGUCCCAACUUGCAGCUGUUACUUCCAGCUUGGGUAACUUUGCCUCCCAACCCAAACUGCUCAGCUUGGGGAUGAAGGGCUGAGGUGCAGCUCAUUAUAACGACUGAGGUGCCUGGGAGGAACCAAAGACUGAUGGAUUCAGACCAUGUGAGAGCUGAACGGCUGCUUGAGAGCUGGGUGGCAGCGAUUUGAGUUCUCCUCCUCCAUCCAUCCCCUCGGUCUCCUCAGCCCACGUAGCUGUUAAUGAGAUCUGCCAGCUCUCCAAUGAACUCGGCAUGAAAACCUCCACGAAGCACCGCAGACCCCCAGGGCUGAUGGCUGCCAAUGGGGAGGGAGCAGAGCAGCACCGAGGAGCAGCACCAGCAGCACUGACCUGCCCCAGAGAAGGGUGCUCAGGUCACCAAAGACAACAGAUGGUUUUGUAUAGGAAUAAACUCAAGCCUUCAUCCCCCUCCAACCACCGCUGGAACAAGGGAGGGUUGUGGGGCUGCAGGUUUGGGUUUCCUGGCUGAGAUGCUUUUUUCUUGCAGGUUUUGUGCUGGAUGAAAUGUGGUUUUGCUGAUGCUUUCCCUUCCACCAGCCUGCAUUCUUUUGUUGUUGUCUCAGUGCUUACGUUGUCUCACGUUGGCAAUGGUGAAGGCAUUUUAAAUGUGCUGGGUUUGUUCUUAAUUAGCCAAGUCUGGCUUGAGAAGUCAAAGUGGAUAUUGAGUUCUGUAUGAGGGUCUGGGCAUAGGGCAUAGAGAAGCUCCAAGAUCUACUAUAUAAGAUCUGGUAGUACUCCAUGCAUAGUAUUAGGCUUUAUUUCUAUCCCGUACUUAGCAGGCUGCUGCAGUGAAGGGAGAAAACAGUUAACGUAGCUCAGAGCCAUGCUGGGAUGCAUGGGGUCAUUAUUUAACAGUUGUUGAGCAAUGGGAAUGUUUUAAGUGCAAAGGAAGCCUUGAAGAAGGUGGAAGAAGAGCCGGGUUGGGAUUUGAGCGCUGAUCUCCAGUGAGAGUUUGGCAGAAGUUUGGGGUACCCGACAGGGUGGGGGUUAAACCACCACGACACAAGUGCUGCUGCUUGAGUUACGGUACUACAGACCCUAAAGCUGACGAACUCUUUAAGCUACCAGACAAUGACUUUGGGGGGGGGGGGGAAUACUUCAUUUUCUUUCUUUUUUCUUCAUAACAAACCUAUUUUGUUCAUCAGUGCUUUGGAAAUUAGGAAGGGAUGAACAGCACCAGGGCCUGGGAUGCUCACGGACACAGGGCAGCCCAGCAGGUCUGAAUGUCUGACAGCACAUGAACCCAUACCCCAGUGGUAAACCUCCAGGAGAAGAGACACUACUCCUUUAGGCAUGAUAUGAAAGGGGGAAAUAAAAGCUUUCUUGCAGCAAAAGUAGUUGUUAUAUUGAGGGUGCUUUGGCUUUUAACCUCGACUCCCAUCCAUAGGAUGUAUUGAGUGUACAAGUUACCCCAGCUCAGAGCAGUUUUGGGGCUCAGCUCAGUGUUGCUGCUGGGGUUUGGAGCCUGCAUUAUUUGUGCUGUUGGCUGACACGACGGACACCUGAUUCUGUUCUGCUCCAUGAAAGAGCAUCAAUAAAACAACAUGGACUGGAAUUACAGACUUCUGGCAAAGGCAGGUUUUCAAGCCCUGAGUCCAGAAGUUCUCAUGGGACAAAGCCUUCAUUAUGAUGGUAAACUUUCCCCACUUUGUUUAGCUGGAGUGGUUAACAUAGAAUUACACAGGUGUCCCCAUUGGGGUUACAUGGCAGAUAGUACUGGCCCUUGAUAAAGUGGGCAGCAGUUGUGUUACCAUGAUGGAUGCAUUGCUGUUUCUUACUGGGACUUCCAUGUCUCUACCAUUGAGUGGCAUAUAUUUUAAGCAUGCAGGCCUUUGCAUUGCCUCGUCCUCCUUGGAUCAAUCUCAGCUCCAUUAGUUUGGUGGGGCUGGUUUUGUUUGAACACAACGUUCUGCCAUCGGACGGAGUUUUAGGGUUUGGGUUUGCUUUGUUGGUUUCUUUCUUCCAGCAGCCCUUCCUUUUUGCUGUGGAUGCUGAAGUCUCGUGUAGGGAACUUUCUAAAACAAAGUGUGAAUAUUUUUAUUACUCCUUUGUAAAGCCUUCUAAGAGAAACUAAUAAAGUGAGUAUUCAUGUAA